Messenger RNA from Sarcophilus harrisii (Tasmanian devil), 1544 nucleotides. RefSeq names its product glycoprotein integral membrane 1 (gene GINM1). The record is from RefSeq and is a predicted model, not a curated record. The coding region runs from base 312 to 1244 and encodes 310 amino acids. The transcript is spliced from 9 exons. Lineage: Eukaryota; Metazoa; Chordata; Mammalia; Dasyuromorphia; Dasyuridae.
GCUCUUGCUCCCCUUGCUCCGCGCUCCCGGGCGGCUGUGGGUCGGCGCCGCGGAGACGCAGCCCGCCGCCGCCGCUUUCUCCCAGUAUUCUUGCACUUGGUCUGGAUUCAUUGCAUUGAGAAAAUAGAGAAGAGCACUGAAAAUGAAUAAGGAAGAAUAGCAUUGAAGAGAUCACGGAGUCCCAUGUUUUCAUUUUAUGAAGAAAAUGAAGCCGGCAGAAUUAAAUAGCUUAGCCAAAGCUAAAAGACAAUGAAAGAAUAAAAUAAUAUUCAAUUUCAAAUCUCCAAACUCCAUAUCCAGUGUUUUCCACCAUGCCCAUUGCCAAGAGAACAAGAAUGCAGAAGAAAGGGACUCCUGCUGAGGAGAUCCUAAAUGACAAUAUCAAAAUUAAUGUGACUACCCUGGAAGAUGAUGGGGAACUCCAUGAAAAACAGGUUUUCCUUAAUAUUAUUUAUGAGAAUGGGCAAAUAUAUGUAACUGACUUCCCCCUAAAGAAUGGAGUAACCCGAAUAAGGGGUGAGACCUUCAUAGUGGAAGGUGAAAAUUCAGAAAAUCUGAAGGUCGAGGGAUAUUUUGGAACUGUCAGUGUACGGAUAUUAGUUCAUCAGUGGCCUCUGGCAUCUAGUUCCAAUGUACAAAUGAUUGCCAUCCAAGAAGAAGUAGUAGAGAUUGAUGGGAAGCAAGCUCAACAAAAGGAUGUGAUUGAAAUUGGUAUUUUAGUUAAGAACCAGAGAAUCCAGAGACGUUCAAAUUAUACCAUUCCUUUGGAGGAAAGCAUACUGUAUUCUAUUCCUAGAGACAAUGACGUCUUAUUUACACUUCCUAAUCUCUCAAGAAAAGAUAGUCCCAGUCUAUUACAGACAACCAGUCAGUACCUUAUCAGGAACAUGGAAACGACCAUAAAUGAAGACCCAUUGCCUGGCAAAUUACCAGAGACUCCACUUAGAGCAGAGCCUCCAUCUUCAUGUAAGAUUAUUUGCCAAUUGAUGGAGGAUUUCAGAAAACAUAUGUGUAAAUUCUGGACCAACAUUUUCCCAGUACUUUUUAUGUUUAUGAACAUCACAAUGCUUGGAAUUAUAGGAGCAGCUAUAGUAAUAGCCAUCUUAAAGCUGCUUUUUCCUAAUUCUGAAUCCAAGGGAAUUCUUCACUUGGAUAAAGUGAGCUACCAUAGGUACUAUCCUAUUAAUUUCUUAGAGACGACAGAGAAAUCAAAGGACAGUCUUGAAGAGAAGAUAUGUAUUUAACACAUCCUUAUCCCAUUUUUUCACUGUGGAAUUUACUUGGUUCAUAAUUUCCAAUCAUUUAAUGAAAAAGUAUAAGUCAAAUAAGAAAUGGAAAUAUUUUGAAAACUAAUGCCACAACUUAGCUUGGCCCUCUAAGAGAUAUUGAAGAAUAAGGAUAUAAUAUAUGAAAUUGCCUCACUGGUAAUGUCAGAUAUGACUUCCUAAGGAAUGAGAAAAUGGUAAAAUUAACCAAACUGAAAUAGGAUAUAUAGACUUGCAGUACAUUUUGCUUGUAUACCAAAAAAAAAAAAAAAAAAAAAA